CUGUUUUGACCAAGGAUACAGAGGGCGCUGCCCAAUUCGUCUGGGGGGCCCCAGGGAGAGGGCGGGGGUGGGGGUGGGAAUUCUUUGUGCUGGGGCGUGUGCUGCGGGGGAGUAUCUGGGGACCAGAGGGCGAGUCACGUGCGCGUGAAACUAGACCUAGGGGGAGGGGAAGGGAAGGGAGCCCCCGCCCCCACCUCGGGGCGCAGCCCGGGACGGGUGUAAAUACAAGUAUUAACUCCGUGGAUCCGCUCCGCCUAUGCCCCGUCUCGCGGAUCGGGGGUGGCCGGCGGGUUCCCCGCUCCCCGACUUCUUCCGAGGGGGCAGAGGAGGCAAGAACACCAGACUGCGGCGCUGAGUCCCCGAGGCGGCCCGGCCCCGGCGCGCAGAGAAGUCCGAUAGCCCGUGCGGUUCGCAGCUGGGCCGCGCGACCACGGCCGCAGAGCGUGGACGCGCCGCGAAGGCGCUGCGCUCCCGGAGGCGUCAGCGGCCGCGGUAGGCGCGCUUCCCCCCACCAGAGGCUCGCGGCCAGCAUGGCCCCCACGCUGCAGCAGGCGUACCGGAGGCGCUGGUGGAUGGCGUGCACCGCGAUGCUGGAGAACCUCUUCUUCUCUGCCGUGCUCCUCGGUUGGGGCUCCCUGCUGAUCAUGCUCCAGAAGGAGGGCUUCUACUCCAUCCUGUGCUCAGCUGAGAACGCCACCAACACCACCCAGGAUGAGCAGCGGGAGUGGCUGAGCUGUGACCGCCAGGAAGAGAUGCUCAACCUGGGCUUCACCAUCGGCUCCUUCGUGCUCAGCGCCACGACCCUGCCGCUGGGGAUCCUCAUGGACCGCUUUGGCCCCCGGCCCACGCGGCUGGUUGGCAGUGCCAGCUUCGCCGCGUCCUGUGCCCUCAUGGCCCUGGCCUCUCGGGACACCAGAGUUCUGUCUCCGUUGAUAUUCCUGGCGCUGUCCCUGAAUGGCUUUGGUGGCAUCUGCUUAACGUUCUCUUCACUCACGCUGCCCAACAUGUUUGGGAACCUGCGAUCUACGUUCAUGGCCCUCAUGAUCGGCUCCUAUGCCUCUUCUGCCAUCACGUUCCCAGGAAUCAAGCUGAUCUAUGACGCUGGCGUGUCCUUCAUGGUCAUCAUGUUCACGUGGUCGGGCCUGGCCUGCCUCAUCUUUCUGAACUGUGCCCUCAACUGGCCCAGCGAAGCCUUUCCUGCUCCCGAGGAAGUCAACUAUACGAAGAAGAUCAAGCUCAGCGGACUGGCCCUUGAUCACAAGGUGACAGGUGACCGCUUCUACACCCAUGUGACCAUUGUGGGCCAGCGGCUGAGCCAGAAGGCCCCCAGCCUGGAGGACGGGGCUGAAGUCUUCAUCUCAUCCCACGAUGUUCGUGGCAUCUCAGAAAGCCCUCCUGAGAAGUCUGUCCCCUUCCGCCAGAGCCUCUGUUCCCCCAUUUUCCUGUGGAGCCUUCUCACCAUGGGCAUGACCCAGCUGAGGGUCAUCUUCUACAUGGCCGCCAUGAACAAGAUGCUGGAGUACCUCGUGACUGGUGGUCAGGAGCAUGAGACGGACAUCCUGAGAAAAAGGGCGGCAGAGACAGUUGGGUUCUACUCCUCAAUCUUUGGGGCCAUGCAGCUGUUGUGCCUUCUCACCUGCCCCCUCAUUGGCUACAUCAUGGACUGGCGGAUCAAGGACUGUGUGGACGCCCCCACUGAGGGCAGUGCCCUCGGAAACGCCAGGGAUGGGGUUGCCACCAGGUCGGCCAGACCGCGCUACCGCAAGAUCCAGAAGAUCACCAAUGCCAUCAACGCCUUCACCCUGACCAACUUCCUGCUGGUGGGGUUUGGCGUCACCUGCCUCAUCAAUAGCUUACACCUCCAGUACGUGACCUUUAUCCUGCACACCGUGGUUCGAGGUUUCUUCCACUCAGCCUGUGGGAGCCUCUACGCUGCAGUGUUCCCGUCCAACCACUUUGGGACGCUGACGGGUCUGCAGUCCCUCAUCAGUGCUGUGUUUGCCCUGCUCCAGCAGCCGCUUUUCAUGGCCAUGGUGGGACCCUUGAAAGGAGAGCCCUUCUGGGUGAAUCUGGGCCUCCUGUUAUUCUCACUCCUGGGAUUCCUGCUGCCUUCUUACCUCUUCUACUACCGUGCCCAGCUCCAGAGGGAGUACGCCACCGACUGGGAGGGCCCAAAGAAGGUGCUUGGAAGCUCCGAGGUGACUGCCUAGAUCCCUGCAGCCAAGGGACCCGGACGACAGGCCAAGGCCUGAGCUACCAAAGGGAAUGCCUUGCCGGAGUCCGGCUCCAGCGGGUCCAGGGGUUCCCGAAGGAUGAACGGCGUCGGCGAAAAAGUGAAAAUAAAACUAGAAUAAAAAACUAAAAUAAAAACGGACACAGACA
This is a messenger RNA of Leopardus geoffroyi (Geoffroy's cat), 2382 nucleotides long. RefSeq names its product solute carrier family 43 member 1 (gene SLC43A1). Gene Ontology annotation, molecular function: L-amino acid transmembrane transporter activity; neutral L-amino acid transmembrane transporter activity. The transcript is spliced from 15 exons. The record is from RefSeq and is a predicted model, not a curated record. Gene Ontology annotation, biological process: neutral amino acid transport; transmembrane transport. Lineage: Eukaryota; Metazoa; Chordata; Mammalia; Carnivora; Felidae. The coding region runs from base 531 to 2210 and encodes 559 amino acids.